Manis pentadactyla (Chinese pangolin) is the source of this 4107-nucleotide messenger RNA. RefSeq lists its product as uncharacterized. The annotation marks the transcript as partial. NCBI's taxonomy places the organism in Eukaryota, Metazoa, Chordata, Mammalia, Pholidota, Manidae. The transcript is spliced from 4 exons. The record is from RefSeq and is a predicted model, not a curated record. Gene Ontology annotation, molecular function: zinc ion binding; RNA-DNA hybrid ribonuclease activity; nucleic acid binding. Gene Ontology annotation, biological process: DNA integration; proteolysis; virion assembly.
AUGCUGCGCCCAGUUCCCUUGCCCGCAGCUGCAGGCCGAACCAGCGAGCCAGCUGCCGGGCCACCCGUCCAGACCCCCCUUCGACCCCGGGCGCUCCCAGCACCGGUCAGAAUUCUGAAAAGGGGUACCCUUGUCUGGCAGUCGUCCCGAUCCCGUAAAGGGAUCGAGACUGUGGUCGGUAGACGUACUUGGAGAACCGCAGGCUCCCCAGCUCCUCCAGCCCCGGCUCCCCCAGCCCCGGCGCCCUCAGCCCCGGCGCCUCCGGCCCAGGUGCCCCCAGCCCCAGCGCCCCCACUGCCCCUAGCUUCAGGCACCGGGGCAAUGGGACCGCUUCCAGGACCGGCCCAGGGAACUCGACGCCGCCGAGGGGCCGCAAUGGACCCACCGGAAGAACCACAGAAACUAACUGAACUGAUAGAGUCCCUAAUGUUUUCUCACCAGCCCACUUGGGAUGACUGUCAGCAGCUUUUACAGGUGCUCUUCACCACGGAAGAAAGAGAAAGGAUCCUCCUGGAAGCACGAAAGAACGUGCCUGGAGCUGACGGACGACCAUCACAACUCCCUCAUGAUAUAGAAAGGGGGUUCCCACUGACCAGACCCAACUGGGACUUUAAUUCUCCAGAAGGUAGGGAGCGACUAACCAUCUAUCGCCAGGCUCUGGUGGCGGGUCUUCGCGGGGCCGCAAGGCGCCCCACCAAUUUGGCCAAGGUAAGAGAGGUCAGUCAGGGAGCCACUGAGGCGCCUGCAGUGUUCUUAGAACACCUGAUGGAAGCCUUCAGGCGGUAUACUCCCUUUGACCCCACUUCCGAGGAGCACAGUGCCUCAGUGGCUCUUGCUUUUAUUGGGCAAUCAGCACCCGAUAUUAGAAAGAAGCUUCAGAGAUUGGAAGGCUUACAAGAUUUGUCGCAGAGAGAUUUAGUGAAAGAAGCUGAGAAAGUUUAUCAUAAGAGAGAGACUGAGGAAGAAAAGGAAUUGAGGAAGGAGAAGGAAAGAGAAAGUAAAGAGGAAAAAAGGGAUAGGAAACAUGAGAAAAAUUUAACAAGGAUCUUGGCCGCAGUGGUAGAAGGCAAGGGACGCCCGCCCUCUAGCGGCAGAACUAGUAAGGCAGGGCACCUGGGCAACCGGCCUCCUUUGGAUAAAGAUCAAUGUGCAUAUUGCAAGGAAAAAGGGCACUGGGUAAAAGAAUGCCCUAAAAAGCCACUAAAAAAGCCUCCGAAGAAGGUGUUGUCCCUGCUGGAAGACGAGGAUUAGGGAAGACGGGGCUCGGAGCCCCUCCCCGAGCCCAGGGUAACUCUGAAAGUGGAGGGGCAACCCGUUGAAUUCCUGGUAGACACCGGUGCUCAACAUUCUGUAUUGACUCAGGCAAAGGGCCCCCUCUCUGAUAAAAAAUCUUGGGUGAUCGGGGCUACGGGCCAGAAACAAUAUGUGUAGACUACCCGGAGAACAGUGGAUUUAGGAGUAGGACGAGUAAACCACUCGUUCCUUGUUAUACCGGAAUGCCCCACACCCCUGUUAGGAAGAGACAUUUUAACCAAAGUGGGGGCCCAAAUAUCCUUUCAAGCCGGGGAACCUCUGGUGACCAAUCAAGAGAAUAAACCUUUGAGCUUAAGCGUCCUGACUAUAAGAUUAGAAGAUGAAUACCGUCUUUUUAAGGAGCCGGAGCCCUCCAAAAUAAGUCAGGAGUGGUUUGACCGGUUCCCAGGAGCCUGGGCGGAAACGGCCGGCAUGGGGCUCGCCAAGAACCAGCCCCCUGUACUCAUAGAACUAAAAGCUUCAGCCUUACCUGUAACUGUGAGACAAUAUCCAAUGAGUAAAGAAGCCAGGGACGGAAUUAGGCCACAUAUCCAGAAGCUUAUGGAACAGGGGAUAUUAGUAAAAUGUCAAUCCCCAUGGAACACCCCCUUGCUGCCUGUAAAAAAGGCAGGAACGGGAGACUACCGACCAGUACAAGAUUUAAGAGAAGUUAAUAAAAGGACACAGGACAUUCACCCCACUGUGCCAAAUCCUUAUAACCUACUAAGCUCCCUGGCCCCGGAAAACACCUGGUAUUCAGUUUUAGAUUUAAAGGAUGCUUUCUUUUGUCUGCGCUUACACCAGAGCAGCCAACCGCUGUUUGCUUUUGAAUGGAAAGAUCCCUCCACAGGAACUACUGGACAAUUGACCUGGACUCGUUUGCCACAAGGAUUUAAGAACUCGCCCACCCUCUUUGACGAGGCUUUACAUCAAGAUUUGGCUUUCUACCGAGCUUCUAACCCACAGGUAACUUUGUUACAGUAUGUUGAUGACUUAUUGAUAGCCACCCCUACUCAGAGAACCUGCCAAAAGGCCACUGGAGCCCUUUUGGCUGAGCUUGCCAAAUUGGGGUACAGGGUAUCUGCUAAGAAGGCACAGAUCUGCCAACAACAAGUGACUUAUUUGGGAUACUCCCUGAGAAAUGGGAAAAGGUGGCUUACUGAAGCCCGAAAGCAGACUGUGACGCAGAUUCCGCUUCCCACUACUGCACGCCAGGUUCGCGAGUUUCUGGGGACAGCAGGGUUUUGUAGACUAUAGAUACCCAGAUAUGCUUCUUUGGCAGCCCCUCUGUAUCCCCUCACUAAAGGAGCAGCCCCGUUUGUUUGGGGAUCUGAACAACAACAGGCCUUUGAUGAUAUCAAAAAGGCCCUCCUCUCAGCACCCGCUCUGGCAUUGCCAGACAUAACUAAGCCAUUUAUCCUUUUCGUAGAUGAAUGGAACGGAGUAGCUCGAGGAGUAUUGACCCAACAAUGGGGACCUUGGAAGAGACCUGUCGCCUAUUUGUCUAAAAAAUUAGACCCCGUGAGUAGUGGAUGGCCCACUUGUUUGAGAGUAGUGGCAGAUGUGGCCCUCUUAGUUAAAGAUUCUGACAAGCUAACGCUGGGACAAAAACUCACUGUGGUUGCUCCUCAUGCGCUGGAAAGCGUAAUUCGACAACCACCCGAAAGAUGGAUGUCGAAUGCCAGAAUGACUCACUAUCAAACCUUACUCCUGAAUCGUGAUCGUGUGGAAUUUGCCCCGCCUGCCAUCCUAAACCCGGCUACUCUGCUCCCCGAUGUGGGAAAAGAAGUGCUUCAUACCUGCCAGGAAAUCCUGGCUGAGGAGACGGGGACCCGUCGGGACUUACGAGAUCAGCCCUUAGAAGGACCGGGACUCCUGACCUGGUACACAGACGGGAGCAGUUACAUCAUGGGAGGUAAGAGGAUGGCAGGAGCUGCAGUAGUAGAUGAUGACCGAAUUGUGUGGGCCAGCGGACUCCCAACGGGCACUUCUGCACAGCGGGCAGAGCUCGUCGCCCUGACUCAGGCUUUAAAGAUGGCAGAAGGUAAGAGACUUAACGUCUAUACUGACAGCCGUUACGCUUUUGCCACUGCUCAUAUACACGGGGCUAUAUAUAGACAGAGAGUGCUGCUGACUUCUGCCGGGAAAGAUGUUAAGAAUAAACAAGAAAUCUUAGAUCUGUUAGAAGCUAUCCAUAGACCUAGAGAAGUAGCAAUAAUACAUUGUCCUGGGCAUCAAAAAAGUGACUCUCCAAUAGCUCAAGGAAACAGAAGGGCGGACCAAGCCGCAAAACAAGCAGCCCAGGGAACGAACAUCUUACCUCUCCAGGUGUACCCAGAAGCCACAUGUAGUAAGAACUUUCAGUAUACCCCCGAGGAUCUUGCUCAGAUGGACAAGUUGGAGAUCCAAAAAUCCCCACCCCUUGGAAUGUAUAAGUCAGAAGAUGGGAAAAUUAUCCUGCCCCAGAAAAAGGCAGGAGAAUACUUAAGGCAAUUACAUCAGUUGACACAUUUGGGGGCCAAUAAUCUAAAAACCCUAGUUCGAGAUUCCCCUUAUCAUGUCAUCGGUUUGGGAAAAUUGGCAGACGAGGUUGUAAGAAAUUGUGUUCCUUGCCAAUUAGUAAAUGUGAACAGACAUCAAGUAAUAUGCGGAAAGAGGCUUCGAGGAGAUCGGCCAGGAGCCUACUGGGAAGUUGACUUCACUGAAAUUAAGCCUGCUAAGUAUGGAUAUAAAUACCUCCUAGUUUUCCUAGACACCUUUUCCGGAUGGACAGAGGCGUUCCCCACCAAAACUGAGACAGCUCAGAUGGUGUCC